AUGUGUGUUUUAGGAGUAUCGGUUGGGACCUACUCGCAGUACUUCACAUCCUGGGUGUGCCUAUUGUUCCAGGAGUUGAGACCAUUGAACCCAUUUCCUGCUAGGGACAUCAUUCAAAGGAACAUGCCUUCUUGUUUUCACUCUUUUCCCAAUUUAAGAGUUAUUUUAGAUUGUACAGAAAUAUUUGUUCAGAAAUCAAGUAGUCUUGUUAAUAAAAAUCUGUCUUUUUCACAUUAUAAACAUCACACCACUGUUAAGUUUCUUAAUGGUUUUACUCCUUCGGGUGUUAUUUCCCUUGUUUCAGAAGGAUUUGAUGGGAGAGUCUCUGAUCGGCAGAUAACUGAGAAGUCUCUACUCCUUGACAUGCUUGAGGAAGGGGAUGGGGUUAUGGCAGAUAAGGGUUUUACCAUUGCAGAUAUGCUAGAGAAAAAGGGCUGUACUUUAAAUAUUCCUCCUUUUCGUUCAUCUUCUUCUCAGUUUUCCUCUCAAGAUGUGAUAAAAACUCAAGAAAUUGCUAAACUAAGAAUACAUGUUGAAAGAGCAAUAGGUCGUGUUAAAAAUUUUCAUAUAUUUGAUGGUGUACUUCCUCUUUGGUUAGCACCAUUAGUGUCACAGAUGUUCUCUGUCUGCUGUUGGAUUACCAAUCUUGAUGUACCUUUGGUUGAGAGUUAAAGUUUUCUUCAGACAAGACCAGAUCUUUCAUCCCUUUUUCCAAAGGAUCCUCGGUCGUGCCAACUUCCACGUCAUUUUGCGCCUCAGGAGCUUCGUCAGGAAUGUUCCACAGCUGAGCCAUGCCUGAA
This is a messenger RNA of Ostrea edulis (European flat oyster), 800 nucleotides long. RefSeq lists its product as uncharacterized. Bases 1 to 672 code for a protein of 223 amino acids. The record is from RefSeq and is a predicted model, not a curated record. NCBI's taxonomy places the organism in Eukaryota, Metazoa, Mollusca, Bivalvia, Ostreida, Ostreidae. The transcript has 2 exons.